Molecule: messenger RNA, 2951 nt
Organism: Xenopus laevis (African clawed frog)
Lineage: Eukaryota; Metazoa; Chordata; Amphibia; Anura; Pipidae
Gene: cers6.L
Product: ceramide synthase 6-like
Exons: 11
Coding region: 135-1316 (393 amino acids)
Biological process (GO): ceramide biosynthetic process; sphingolipid metabolic process
Cellular component (GO): nucleus; endoplasmic reticulum membrane; membrane
Molecular function (GO): DNA binding; sphingosine N-acyltransferase activity
Source: RefSeq, a predicted model, not a curated record
GAAUAAAGAGGCGCUGCUGCUGCUGCUGGAACGGAACAGGGACGCUGCUACCCAAAGCCUGUGGGGAAUAUCUAGAGCGCAUCCCCCUGUGCCCUGCCCCUGACAUCCACAUCCACACAGGAAUACAGGGCAAGAUGGCAGGGAUCCUAGUUUGGUUUUGGAAUGAGAGAUUUUGGCUGCCUCACAAUGUCACCUGGGCGGAUCUAAAGAGCACCGAGGAAUCCACUUUCCCCCAAGCCGAGGACCUGUAUCUGGCCAUUCCCCUGGCCUUCUGCAUCUUCUGUAUCCGGCUCUUCUUUGAGAGGUUUAUAGCUAAACCGUGCGCUUUGGCCCUGAAAAUCCAAGCAAGUGGUCCACAGAAGGCUCAGCACAAUGCCAUUCUUGAAAAGGUCUUCACUUCAAUCACAAAGCACCCUGAUGAGAAGCGUCUAGAUGGACUCUCUAAGCAGCUGGACUGGGAUGUGCGAAAUAUACAGCGUUGGUUUCGGCAGAGGAGGAAUCAAGAAAAACCGAGUACACUCACACGGUUCUGUGAGAGCAUGUGGAAGUUUACGUUUAACCUUUACAUAUUUACCUAUGGAUUCAGAUACCUGAAAAAGACACCUUGGCUUUGGAAUACAAGACAGUGCUGGUACAAUUAUCCUUAUCAGCAACUCACCUCUGACUUGCAUUACUACUAUCUUGUGGAACUCUCUUUCUACUGGUCCUUGAUGUUUUCUCAAUUCACUGACAUCAAGAGAAAGGACUUUGGCAUCAUGUUUCUUCAUCACCUUGCUGCAAUUUCGUUGAUUACCUUUUCAUACGCGAACAACAUGGUGCGAGUAGGUACCCUAGUGAUGGGGCUUCAUGACAUGGCUGAGGUUCUACUUGAGGCUGCAAAAAUGGCAAAUUAUUCAAAAUGCCAAAAAUUAUGUGACCUUCUCUUUGUCGUGUUUGCUUUGGUGUUUUUAAUUGCAAGACUGGGGGUAUUCCCCUUAUGGAUAUUAAACACGACAUUAUUUGAGAGCUGGGAAAUUGUUGGUCCUUAUCCCUCCUGGUGGGUAUUUAACCUACUGCUGGUGCUUCUACAGUUCCUACAUUUAUUUUGGUCAUAUCUCAUUAUCAAGAUUGCCUGUAAAGCAAUUUGCAAAGGCAAGAUUGGAAAAUGGAAUCCUUUGCAUGUAUCAAAGGAUGACCGUAGUGAUAUUGAGUCCAGCUCAGAUGAAGAAGACUCAGUAAGCUGGACCAAACACUCCCAGAAUCCUUCUUCCAAUGGCAUCAGUUCUAAUGGAAUGAAUGGAUAUCUUAUGGGUGCAGCAGUUUCAGAGGAGCACUAGCUCACUAACUGGGCCCUACUACAGAACAAUAAACUCUUCGCAACCAGAUACGCUCCUUCAUAGAUCUCCGCAUCACAAAAUAAAUCUAGGAAUAAAAAUGCAUACAACUAGUGCACUGCCGGGUUUUGUUUUCUUUUGUUUGGGUUUUUUUUUUUGUGAAUGAUGAUGGAAUAUCUGUCAAUAUGUGUAGGCAUGUGUAUUGUUCCAGCAACUGGCACUAUAGGAUAAGUAUUUUCAUAAGUCUGGAUGUUAUUUAUUUUUAUAUUCGUUUCGGGAAAAAAAGUUGUUAAAAAAAAGAAAAAUGCAUAUUUUUACUUCUUUUUAUGUUUUUUGCUGAUUGUAAAGUUGAAAUGAUAGGUUUGCAUUUUAUCUUACAGUAUUUACAAGCCUUUGUCUGAUGUGUUAGUUUAAAGGGGAAACGAGCUUCAGGUGUACAUUAAUGCACAUAAAGGAAAAAUGGGAAAGAUGGAUGAAGAUAAAGCUGAGAAUUAAUGUAUUGAUGAUAAUUGAAGGAGGGGGAUAUAAACAAUAACUAGCAAACAGUGGGGGACCUCUCAGCUCUGUAUGUGAGUACCAGAGUGGCUUGCUCCUUGUUGGCUAGGCUGGAGUUUGAGUAUGUAGCUUAUUCAGUUUUUUUGUGGCAUCAUCUGGACCCAGAAAUGACCUUUUUGUGUGUGCUCUGAGAACAAAGAACUUCCACUUGAGGCCUUUAUUACAGUACAUUCUCAAGUGUCAUUUUAAGAGGACAUAUACCGAUCCUAAUGCUUAUUCAUUUGCUCCUCCAUCAUCCAUGUGUAUAAACAUAUCAAGGAUUGUUUUUAGUCAUGUCAAAGUUAAAGGUGAACUAACUCCCCUAAAAAAAAGCCCCCAUCCACUUCCUGCUUCCUCUCUGCAUAGUCCAUUACUUGAAAAAAGUGUUCCUGGAUGUAACACUGACUUAUACAUGCAGAGUAGCGCAGCAGAGCUCAUGGGCACCAUCUUUUGUAUCUUCAGAUUUCUUCACUAAGGGACCACUGACACUGAGCUUUUGCACACAUCUGCAUUUGGAGUGCAUACUGAGCAUGUAAAUUUCCGAAGGGAAAGAAGAGGAUCCAAAGACACAGAACAUGGCACUCAUGAGCUCCGCUAUGCUACUCUACAUGGAUUAGUCAGCAUGACAAUAAGGGACACUUUUUCAAGUAAUGGAUUAUGCAGGGAGGGGGCGGUAAUAGAUGGGGGUUUUCUUUUUUUUUUGGGUGGUGGGGUUUAGUUUUCCUUUAAGCAGAUAAUUGCAUUAGCAUAGUAAUAAUAUGGGUCUACUUAUAAAGCUCUGUCAUUACAGAUCCCACUGAAAUUAAAUGAAAGUUAGAUUUUGCAUUGCAGUCAUUUAUUUUAGAUGUCAUGCUGGGAAGGAACAAGUAUGCCCAGACUUGUCCUCAAAAAAACUUUAUUUCUGGUGCAAGGCACUAGUAUUUUAUAUAUUUUUCCUGAUUUCGCUGCAGUAUUCGAACAUAAUAUUUCCUUGAUGCUUAAAAAUCAUUACCAUUGAAGCUCCAAAGCAGAUUGUGUGGCAGUAAAUUUUGUUUUUCAAACAAUCCAUUUAAUUUUGUCAAAGUACGCGUAUUAAUAUAUGCAAUAAAUAUACGAUAUCCGCUG